This is a messenger RNA of Hyalella azteca, 2591 nucleotides long. RefSeq names its product aromatic-L-amino-acid decarboxylase. The record is from RefSeq and is a predicted model, not a curated record. Gene Ontology annotation, biological process: amino acid metabolic process. Gene Ontology annotation, molecular function: carboxy-lyase activity; pyridoxal phosphate binding. The transcript has 15 exons. Lineage: Eukaryota; Metazoa; Arthropoda; Malacostraca; Amphipoda; Hyalellidae. The coding region runs from base 184 to 2019 and encodes 611 amino acids.
GUGCAGUGAAGUGUGCACGCUUACGCUUGUGUCUUGACCUACGGUAGUUCUUAAAUCUAGACGCUUUUCCAACAAAAAAGCAACAAGUGCAUCCCUGAAGCGUGUUCUGUCAUAUUCUAUUAAAAGCUGCUGGUAUAAGGAUUCCAUCGACUGAUCAACCAAAAAAAAAAAAAACAAACCACGAUGGACUCUGAAGAAUUCCGGCAGCGAGGUCGCGAGAUGGUGGACUACAUCGCCGGCUACCUGGACAACAUCGACGAGCGGCGCGUGACGCCUAAGAUAGAGCCGGGGUAUCUGCGCCCCCUGCUGCCCGACGCCGCCCCCCAAGACGGCGAGAGCUGGGACGAUAUCAUGGCUGACAUCGAGACUAAGAUCAUGCCCGGGGUCACGCACUGGCAGCACCCUCGGUUCCACGCAUAUUUCCCCUCUGGCAACUCGUAUCCUAGCAUCCUGGGGGACAUGCUGAGCGACGCCAUCGGCUGCAUAGGAUUCUCGUGGGCGGCGUCCCCAGCCUGCACGGAGCUCGAGACCAUCGUGCUCGACUGGCUGGGACAAAUGGUGGGGCUACCAGAGUCCUUCUUAGCCUUCCCCAAGACCAGCAAAGGAGGUGGAGUCAUCCAGAGUUCAGCAUCAGAGUGCGUGUUCGUGACGCUGCUGGCAGCACGUGCCCACAAGAUACGUGAGCUCAAGAUAAGUCAUCCUGAAGAAGAGGAAGGAGUGUUGCUGUCUAAGCUGAUCGCUUAUUGCAGUAAAGAAGCUCACUCGUGCGUCGAGAAGGCCGCUAUGAUGGCCUUCACCAAACUCAGGAUUUUGGAACCUGACGAGAACCAAAGUCUGAGAGGAGACGCUCUUGCCGAGCAAAUCGCCCGUGACAAGGAGAUGGGCUUCAUCCCAUUCUACGUGGAGACGACGCUGGGUACAACCUCCUGCUGCUCAUACGACAACAUCCAGGAAAUUGGCCCGGUAUGCGAGCAGCACGGCGUAUGGCUGCACGUGGACGGAGCGUACGCUGGCAACUCCUUCAUCUGCCCUGAGCUACGGGGGCCCAUGGCGGGCAUUGAGUACGCAUCUUCGUUCAACUUCAACACCAACAAGUUUAUGCUCACCAACUUUGAUUGCUCAGUUAUGUGGGUGCAGGAUCGGUUUCGCUUGACCCAGGCGCUGGUGGUUGACCCACUUUACCUUCAACACUCAUACUCCGAGCAGUCCAUCGACUACAGGAUGUGUAUAAGAGACAGCUUCGAGUCCUUCGUGCUGCAGGAUGAACGUUUCGAAGUGUGCAGUCCUGUUCACCUGGGCCUCGUCUGCUUCAGGCUGAACGGUUCGAAUGAAGUCAACCAGAAGCUGCUGUCGUCUAUCAACGCGUCAGGCAGGCUGCACAUGGUUCCCGCGUCACUGGGGGAGAAAUACGUUAUACGCUUCUGUGUGUGCGCACAGAACGCUACGGAUGACGACAUCGAACACGCGUGGAACGUCAUAACCGAGUUCGCGACAGACCUCAAGGAGAUCAUGGCUCAGGACGCCGUCAAUGACGUGGGCACCAAGACUGAGGCUGUGAACACCGAGGAAGUCUUCCACAUGGUGGACAGACAGACCAGGCGCAGCCUGCGCUACAAGAGGUCGUGCUUCGUCAGGAUGGUAUCAGACCCCAAACUCUACAACCCAAAAAUCAACCCCAGCCCUACAGGUUCAGUGAGAUCGCGGCACCCCACCGUCGAGCACGAGGUUAACGGACACGCAUCCUCAGGCAUCCCUAUCGACAGCGAUGACACACUCAGGCAUCCCAUAUCUCAAGCGUCGAUGGAGAGCCUUCGCAACGAAUUCCUCUCAUCCAGCCCAUCUUCCCCAUUAUCACCCUCAGCGUUCCCUUGGUCCCCUCUCUCCCCAUUAGCGCUCAAUUCGUUCCCAUCGUCACCCUCGCGGUUCCUCCCGCGCACCAAAAGCGAUGUUGCUGAUAAAAUGACCAUGUGCAACCUCAUCGAUGUUCAGAAGUUGAACCAGGAAAACAAGGCCAUUUAAACGCUCGGGCAUUACGGGCAUUUAAACGCAUAGGCAAUACGGUCAUUUAGACUUACAAAUAUAAAAGCCAUAUGGACGUAAAAACAGCAAGACCUUUUAUAAGCAAAAAUAUAAAGGCCAUUUAGAAGUAAAAACAUAAAAUUUUUAUGGAAAAAUAUGAAGGCCAUUUAUACGUAAAAACAGUAAGAUAUUAAUAUCGUAUAUAUAAAGGUCAUUUAGACGUUAAAAUAAGGCCAUUUAUUCCUAAAAAAUUAAAAGGGGCCAUUUAUUUAAAUACCAAAUUUAGAUGAAAAAUAUUUUGCCGUAUCAAUCGAACUAAAUGAGUAGUCAAGGUUGAGACAUGUUUAGCGUGAGUAUUCAUUUUUUAAGCUCUGUAUCAAAAGCUGAUAUGAAUUAAUGCUAUAUUUUUUACUGUUUAUUCAACUAUAAAAUUUAGAUUAUCAAGUUAAUUUAUCGACUUUUAACUUGCCAUAGCUUUUUUUUGCCAGAGAACUAGCAAUUUUAUUCGACAAACAUUUAACUAUUGAAUAUGAAAUUUCAAGGUGAGUUUUUUUCAUAAAUUUCAUCAUAGA